Messenger RNA from Parnassius apollo (apollo), 726 nucleotides. The record is from the annotation of a GenBank genome assembly. NCBI's taxonomy places the organism in Eukaryota, Metazoa, Arthropoda, Insecta, Lepidoptera, Papilionidae.
AUGGACCUGUAUUUGUUAGCCGAGCUCAAGACCAUCAGUUUAAAAGUGACGACAGUUGACAUGCAAAAACCGCCGCCAGAUUUCCGCACCAACUUCGAGGCGACGCAUCCGCCGAUCCUCAUCGACAACGGCCUCGCCAUCCUCGAGAACGAGAAGAUCGAACGGCACAUCAUGAAGUCAGUGCCCGGCGGACACAAUCUAUUCGUGCAGGACAAGGAAGUUGCCUCGCUAAUCGAGAACCUGUACUCGAAACUGAAGCUGGUACUUGUGCGUAAGGACGAGCAGAAGUCGGCCGCAUUGCGCGCGCACCUUGGACGUAUCGACGCGUUGCUCGAGCGCCGGGGGACGAGAUUUCUGACAGGCGACACUAUGUGCUGUUUCGACUGUGAACUGAUGCCGCGUCUUCAGCAUAUUCGCGUCGCCGGCAAAUACUUUGUGGACUUCGAGAUACCGACGAGUUUCCGCGCGCUCUGGCGCUACAUGUACCACAUGUACCAGCUGGACGCGUUCACGCAGAGCUGUCCCGCAGAUCAAGACAUCAUCAACCACUACAAACUGCAGCAGUUAUCGACAAAAGGUAUGGUCUUGUCGCCGAAGCUGGCGCGGCAAAGGAUCGAAGACGAUGCGGCCUCGGCGCUUAAAAUGAAGAAACACGAAGAACUCGAGACGCCGACCUUUACCACGUCUAUCCCCAUCGACGUUAAUGAUUUGAGCUCCACCGAAUAA